CCAAGCUUCAACAAACACUUUAUUACUUACACAAACCCACAACAACAAAAAUACACACAACCUCUAGUCUACCUCGUUUCUGCAAAAACAACAAUUCCUCUGUCCUAAAAACCAAACAAAUGGAAAGAAAAACAGGGUUUUUCACUUCACUAAAACAAGAAAUGACCAGAGGCUUGUCUCCGGCGAGGUCACGCAGCCGGAGAAGCCGCAGCAACUCCCCGCAUUCCGGCCUUCUCCGGCGCCGGAAAGCUACCAACCCUCACGACCACUUCAUGUUUAGAUCGGGUAGUUUAAGACCGACUGAAGCAUUGUCUCCGCUACGAGAAGGCCCGGAUCACAAUGAAGUAAUCGACGGUGGGGAUUCGAAGAAGUGGGGGCACUGGAUGAAAGGUCAGCUGUGCCGCGCACCAGGGAAUCAGAGUAGUGGUGGUGGUAAUCAACGGUCGGAUCUGAGCUUGAUGCUCGGGGUUCUGGGAGCACCGUUAGCUCCUGUGCACGUUAGUUGUAGUGAACUCUUUGCUAAUCUUAGCAUCAAAGAUACUCCCAUUGAAACGUCAUCGGCUCAGUACAUAUUGCAACAGUUCACUGCGGCUUCAGGAGGACAGAAGCUUCAAAACUCUAUUAGAAAUGCAUAUGCAAUGGGGAAGGUGCGGAUGCUGUCUUUUGAUAUUGAAACUGCUACGAAAGUGAUAAAGAGCAGGAAUUCCUCAAAAACAGCAGAGUCGGGAGGUUUUGUUCUCUGGCAGAUGCAUCCAGACAUGUGGUAUGUGGAGCUUGCUCUUGGUGGCAGCAAGGUUCAUGCUGGUUGUAACGGUAACCUUGUUUGGAGGCACACACCUUGGCAUGGUGCACAUGCUGCUAAAGGGCCUGUCAGACCCUUGCGCCGUGCACUUCAGGGUCUUGACCCGAGAACCACUGCAAGCAUUUUUGCUGAAGCAAGAUGUAUCGGGGAAAAAAAGAUCAGUGGAGAGGAAUGUUUCAUUCUCAAGCUUUGCGCUGAUCCACAUACUUUAAAAGCCAGGAGUGAGGGGCCAGCAGAGAUCAUAAGACACGUAUUUUUUGGGUAUUUCAGCCAAAGAACAGGACUUCUGGUGCACCUGGAGGACUCUCACCUUACCCGUAUCCAAUCCAAUGGUGGUGAUGCUGUUUAUUGGGAGACCACAAUCAAUUCCUUUCUUGAUGAUUACAGGCCUGUUGAGGGGAUCAUGAUUGCUCACUCGGGACGAUCAGUGGCAACUCUUUUCAAAUUUGGAGAAACAGCGAUGAGUCACACUAAGACAAGGAUGGAGGAAGUAUGGACAAUCGAAGAAGUGGCAUUCAAUGUCCCAGGUCUGUCAGAAGACUGUUUCAUCCCCCCUGCUGAACUAAGAUAUGGAUCUAUUAAUGAAGCACGUGAACGCCCCAAGGAGGGGAGAGCAAAGACUGCUGUGGCAGCAGCAGCAACUUCAUAUCAAACCAAAGUCGCAACACUGGAAAGAUCACACAGUAGCCGCGCCAACAACAAAUUCUACUUUGAAGAUGAAUACAAACAAAAGUGACAUUGUUCGAUGAUUAAACUGAAUAUAAAGGUAGCAUUUAGUUUAUGUCGACACACAAACAUGAUCUGAAAUGGUAAUGUAGGAUCUUUGUUGACCGAGAUGUUUUGAAAUUGAUAGCCAAGUCUCCUCCAAUCUGUAAAUAAUAUUAAAAUGUAGUUGGAGUCCGGUGAUUCAAUCAACACUCGGUCAGGAGUUCCAUAAUAAGUUUAGCAUGCCCUUUCGAAAGGUCUGUUAUCCUCACCAUGUAAAGUCUCUCAUUGUUGUGCAGCUGUUAUUAAGCUGUGAUGCUGAUAAACUUGUAAGCACAAAUAUUGUCUAUCAUAAUUCUCAUGGAAGAAAAUUUUUCAGAUUUAAA
Molecule: messenger RNA, 1893 nt
Organism: Daucus carota subsp. sativus
Lineage: Eukaryota; Viridiplantae; Streptophyta; Magnoliopsida; Apiales; Apiaceae
Exons: 3
Coding region: 120-1538 (472 amino acids)
Source: RefSeq, a predicted model, not a curated record